Molecule: messenger RNA, 1190 nt
Organism: Erigeron canadensis
Lineage: Eukaryota; Viridiplantae; Streptophyta; Magnoliopsida; Asterales; Asteraceae
Product: F-box protein SKIP31
Exons: 9
Coding region: 155-1087 (310 amino acids)
Molecular function (GO): protein binding
Source: RefSeq, a predicted model, not a curated record
AUAAGAAUCUACCCGACUUGACCCAAGAAAGACGAAUCGAUCCGACCCGAAUAUUCUCACGCAAAGGCUCAGCCCCAAAAUUUGUGAUAUCCAAAAAGAUAAUCCCUUCCGCAAAGCAACCACCAGAAAACUCCUAAUUUCUCCGUUUCCGGCCAUGACUCUUUCAGAAGACGAAGACGACAAACAUCUCGCUCAAUUCCUUGAAUCCGAAGUCUUAUCUGAAAUCUCCGACCAGGAAGAUGAAGAUUUGUUGAAAGAGGAUGAACCGCAGCCGAAAAGGCUUAGAGUCGAGCAAAACGGCGUCGUUUGUUCAAGUUCUAGAAGGAUAGAUGAUGGAUUCUUUUCUAGGGUUCCUCCUGAGCUUUUUCCUCAUAUCCUCAAGUUUCUGUCAUCUGAGGAUCUUGUUGCAUGUUCGGGUGUUUGUAGGUUCUUAUAUUUUGCAUCUUCCGACGAAGCCUUGUGGCGUCGCUUGUACUGUAUGCGGUGGGGUAUUUUGCCACCAACGAAAACUUUGCGUGAUCGUGCUUGGAAGAAGCUGUAUAUUCAGCGUGAUGAAGAAGACAUGGUUGAGUUCGUUAGGGAUUGUCCCAACGAGUUUAAAGAGUACUACAUCCAAAUGCAGGUAGCAAAAAGAAGCCAAGCACCUCUUUCUUCACAGUUGAAAGAUGACUGGUUGAUUCUGGACAAGUCUGUUGCUGAUCAAGUCUCCACAUGGAAGAAAAGUAAAGGACUGGCUGAUAAGGUGUUUUCUGACCAUAAUUGUACUGGAGAAAAUUGUUCAUACUAUCAAAUUGGAGAUGUUUUUGUCUGUGAGAAUACUGGAUAUGUUCAUGUGUGUGAUGAUACUUGCAAGGAGGCUGUCCUUGAUCCAGAUAACGAGCUAUUGGUGUGUACCAUUUCGGGACAUUGUUUUGAUCGAUUGCUUUCCCCAUCUGAAACUGGAGGAGACAUUGAGGAACAGCUGCAAGCAGGGGUCACGGACGAAGCAGAGCCAUUUAUGGGAUCUGGCCGUUUUGCACGGGCCUAUCAGUUGGGUUAUAACUGUGAAGAUGAGAAAGAGCUCGAAGCCUGCCUGAGGUUCUGCUAAGUUUGAUCUUGAUAUGCAUGUAAACUUUCUUCCCCGGCUCCCUGCUGUUGGAGCUUGACAUUGUAUUGCUGUUAAAUAAUCAAGUUAUUUAUGUUAUGUCAAA